Messenger RNA from Spodoptera exigua (beet armyworm), 2573 nucleotides. Lineage: Eukaryota; Metazoa; Arthropoda; Insecta; Lepidoptera; Noctuidae. The record is from the annotation of a GenBank genome assembly.
UGAUGUUUAGCCGAGAUUGCGGGGUAAGUGCAAUGAGUCAUCGCGGCUUCGACCCAGAGCAGGAAAAGGAACGAGGGCAUUUUUAGUCAGUAAGAGACUGACUCUGCCUCCAACCCAACCUUGGGCAGGAGACGUAAUUUGAUGAUUUUCCCCCAUCGAUCACUAUUAUAGAACUUCUUUAAUAGUGAUCGAUGUUUUCCCCUCACCAACAAUAAAGGGUCUCAUCCCGUAAAAAUUCCACCCAGUCUACUUGAUUUUUACACUUUGUACAUUAACGCAGAUCAUAACUUAUUUACAAUCUUGCCAUCAUAUACGACCCACACUGUUUAAUACUUAUUUCAACAUUCAAUUUUGAACCAUGCCUGUUCCCGGCCUUUUCGCCCAAAUGAUAAACUAUGGAGGAAUUCUUUUCUAUGGUCUAAGAGCUGAACUCGCUGAUUGGCCCGAACUUAGACCAAAGCUUCACAAAUAGAACGUAGUGUUUAUAUACUUUUUGAUCAAAAAUAGCAACUUGGCAACCCUGGCAACACUGUUAAAUAUUAUUUUCUUUUCUAUGACAAUAAUGUAUACUACGUAUUGAAAGCCUUGCUUCCAUGGUCACUAAUAAAAUAAAAUAAAAAAUAUUAUCUAUGAAUUCACAUGACAUAUUCAUUCAAAUUCAUUCAUUCAUCUAUCUGUCAAUUAAUUUUUCAUGAAUUGCGGAUAACAUGUAAAUGUAUGUGAAAAAAUCACAUUUCUUAUGCGUAAGACAUUGUUUCUGUAUUUACCAUUUUAAGUAAUUUAAUACUGUAACCCUAAAAUAUGGCUAGUAAUGAAGAAAUUACCGGGCCCAUUUCCCAGGAGGAUGUAGAGGCAGCGGAUAAAUUGAAAAACGAAGCUAAUGAAUAUUUUAAAAAACAAAGUUACAAUAAUGCAAUCGAGUUGUAUACUAAAGCAAUAGAAAAGAACCCGAAGAAUGCAGUUUUCUUCGCAAACAGAAGUAUAGCCAACUUGAGACUGGAGAACUUUGGUUAUGCGCUAAGCGACGCGUCGAAGGCAAUAGAAUUGGACAGGUCCUAUACGAAGGCGUAUUACAGGAGGGCUGCGGCUUACAUGUCCCUAGGAAAGUACAAACUAGCGCUUAAGGAUUUUGAAUAUGUAACCAAAGUCAGGCCAAAUGACCAGGAUGCUAAAAUGAAGUACACUGAAUGCAAUAAAAUAGUUAAGAAAAUAGCUUUUGAGAAGGCUAUCUCUUUUGAUAAAAAGGAAGUUAAUAUAGCUGAUUCCAUCAACUUAGAUGCUAUGACCAUUGAAGAUGAAUAUGUUGGUCCAGCGCUUGAAGAUGGAAAAGUUACCCUUAAGUUUGUCACUGAUCUGAUGGAGUUUUACAAAAAACAGAAUAAACUACACAAGAAAUAUGCAUACAAGAUAUUGAUUGAUGUUAAAGCAUAUUUGCAAAAGCAGCCAUCUCUCGUCGAUAUCAAAGUGGCAGAUGAUGCCAAAUUUACAGUAUGCGGAGACAUUCACGGCCAGUACUAUGACCUGAUGAACAUUUUCAAGUUGAAUGGUCUACCGUCAGAGACCAACCCUUACCUGUUUAACGGUGACUUCGUAGACCGAGGUUCCUUCAGCGUGGAAUGUAUUUUCACACUAUUCAGCUUUAAGUUGUUAUACCCUGACCACUUCUUUAUGUCCAGAGGUAACCAUGAGACCUUAGAUAUGAACCGCAUGUAUGGGUUCCGAGGUGAGGUUUCCUCCAAGUACACCUCACAGAUGGCUGAUCUCUUCACUGAGGUUUACAACUGGCUGCCUUUAGCUCACUGUAUCAAUAGCCGAGUACUGGUGAUGCAUGGAGGUCUCUUCUCUAAAGAUGACGUCACGCUCGACGAUAUAAGAAAGGUUGAUAGGAAUAAGCAGCCUCCGGAAGACGGUAUAAUGUGUGAGCUGUUGUGGUCGGACCCUCAGCCAAUGCUAGGCCGCGCGCCGUCUAAGCGCGGCGUGGGCUGCCAAUUCGGGCCUGAUGUCACCAACACUUUCCUUCAACGUAACGGACUGGACUACGUCAUACGCAGCCACGAAGUCAAGAACGACGGCUACGAAAUAGCUCACGAUGGAAAGUGUAUUACUGUGUUUUCAGCGCCUAAUUACUGUGAUACAGUGGGUAACCUCGGUGCUUUCAUCACAAUGAAUGGCAAAGACUUGAAACCGAACUUUACUACUUAUGAAGCAGUGCCACAUCCGGACGUCAAGCCGAUGGCGUACGCGAAUUCGUUCUUCAACAUGCUGUGUCAAUGAUCAGGUACCAACGGUGUCGCUUGUUAGGAACUCGUCAACACCCAUAAACCAACCACACGCGCGCUCCUCCACUCGUUCAACUUUUUCACCGCCAUGGUCGGCUAUAGACGACAAUCGAAAGGCUAUUUCUCCAAUGUCGACUAUAGCCGACCGUGGUGGUUGAAAGGUUAAAAUAUACAUAUAUUUUUGAUGCAUAAAAAUAAUCUCAAAAUGCACUACACAAGUACUAUUUUUUCCCCUCAAUAUUCAAUAUCGUGAGAAUAAUUGAAAACUAUGUCUAACAACCGGUUUCCGAAAGG